GUUAGUCACCUGUCGUCAGCACGAAGUUCAGUAUCGCGCAGUAUCGCGUGUACACUGUUAACAACAACAACGAGAAAUUUAUUUCUUGACGUUUUCACCUGUCAAGUUUCAUCUUCUUUACAAUUUAGUUAGGAUUUUUAUUUUUUUUUAUAUAAAAAUUUGUAUUUUAGUAAUAAUAAGUAAUGGCGAAUGUAAGACAGACUCCGCUCACUUGUAGUGGUCAUACAAGACCCGUUGUGCAUUUAGCGUUUUCCGACGUCACUGAAUCCGGAUAUUAUGUUAUUUCAGCGUGUAAAGACGGAAAGCCGAUGUUGAGACAGGGCGAUACUGGAGAUUGGAUCGGUACAUUCGAGGGUCAUAAGGGGGCAGUUUGGGGUGUAGCAUUAAACCCUCAGGCCACCAGGGCAGCGACUGGAGCUGCAGACUUUAAUGCAAAAGUUUGGGACGCAAUAAAGGGUGAAGAGAUUCAUUCCUUUCAACAUAAUCACAUUGUAAAGUCUGUGAACUUCAGUUCCGACUCGAAUUAUCUUUGCACUGCCUCAAACGAGAAACUCGUUCGCAUUUAUGAUCUUAAUAAACCGGAAGCAGCACCUCAGGUGUUUUCAGGUCAUACGAGUGGCAUUAGACACGUUACCUUUUUUAACAAUGAUACGAAUCUAGUUUCCUGUGCGGAUGAUAAAACACUGCGAGUCUGGGACAAGAAUAGCGGUCAGGAAAUUAAACGUUUGGAUUUUCCUGCUAUACCCAGUUCGAUGGAAGUUUCCAAAGAUGGCAAAAUAUUCACUACUACUCAUGCGAAUAUUGUUUCGUUUUGGGAUAGCAAAGAACUGACCAAGAUACGCGAUUAUACAGUCCCUACACAAGUGAAUAGCGCGAGUUUACAUCCGGAUUGCACUAUCUUUGUUUGUGGUGGUGAAGAUCUCAAGAUGUAUAAAUUUGAUUAUACAUCUGGCACUGAAAUUGAAUCAUUUAAAGGACACUUUGGUCCAGUGCAUUGCGUGAGAUUUUCGCCGGACGGUGAAUUGUACGCGAGCGGCUCUGAAGACGGAACAUUGAGAUUAUGGCAAACAACUGUGGGGAAAACCUAUGGUCUGUGGCGAUGCAUCGAACAACCAAUUUUACAAGAGAAUAGUUCUGUUAUGAACAAUAAACACGAGGUUCCUGCUAACUAAGUCAAAUUGAUAAUUUAUUCUUUUUUUUUCUUUUGCCUCUGAUAAUUAUCAGAGACAUUUUCCACAGCGUGAUUCAAUUUUUGUCUCCAUGAUAUUAAUACUUACAAGAACACAAGAAAAGAAGAAAAAGUGGAGAAGAAGUUUUAGAAUAACUAAGUCAGGGAAUAGAUUUUGUACAAUCUACUUGUGCCGAAAUCCUUUGUACAUAUUAUAAUAGACUUUUAGAUAAACACUGCAA
Molecule: messenger RNA, 1410 nt
Organism: Leptopilina heterotoma
Lineage: Eukaryota; Metazoa; Arthropoda; Insecta; Hymenoptera; Figitidae
Gene: wmd
Product: serine-threonine kinase receptor-associated protein
Exons: 5
Coding region: 183-1172 (329 amino acids)
Biological process (GO): spliceosomal snRNP assembly
Cellular component (GO): SMN complex
Molecular function (GO): RNA binding; protein binding
Source: RefSeq, a predicted model, not a curated record